AUGCUAAGAUUAUCGAUUCAUCACUUGCGAAGAGAGGAUUUUCCCGCUGAGUUCGUUUUUGGUUCCGGAAGUUCUGCUUAUCAGGUUGAAGGAGCAGUGCUGGAAGAUGGAAGAAGUUUCAGCAUUUGGGACACCUUCGCCCACUCAGGUUUCUAUAGCGGUGCAAAUGGAGACAUAGCCUGUGAUGGGUACCAUAAAUACAAGGAAGACAUUGAACUUAUGGCAGACACAGGUUUGGAAGCAUUUAGAUUUUCCAUCUCUUGGUCCAGACUCAUCCCAAAUGGAACAGGAUCUGUCAAUGUAAAGGGCUUACAAUUCUACAACGAUUUCAUCAACAGGCUUAUUGCCCAUGGAAUACAGCCACAUGUUACAUUACAUCAUGAUGAUCUACCUCAGAUACUUGAAGAUGAAUAUGGAGGAUGGAUUAGUAGAAAAUCAGUGAAAGACUUUGUGGCAUAUGCUGAUGUUUGCUUCAGAGAAUUUGGUGAUAGGGUUUCGCAUUGGACUACCAUUAAUGAAGCCAAUGUAUAUGCUUUAGGUGGAUAUGAUGUGGGUUUCUUACCUCCUGGACAUUGUUCUUCCCCAUUUGGAUACGUUAACUGCAGCACAGGUGAUUCUACUACCGAGCCAUAUCUUGCAGCUCACCAUAUGCUUCUGGCACAUGCAUCAACUGUGAAAUUGUAUCGGGAAAAGUACAAGGCUAUACAACAUGGUUUUGUUGGAUUAAAUGUUUUUGCGUAUUGGUUUGAACCUUACACAAACACAACAGAAGAUGUGAAAGCUACACAAAGAGCCCAUGACUUCUAUUUGGGUUGGUUUUUGAAUCCCUUGGUGAAUGGGGACUAUCCAGACAUAGUGAAGAAGAAUGCAGGCAACCGAAUUCCAACUUUUACCAAACUUGAAUCAGACAGAAUCAAGGGCUCAUUUGACUUCAUUGGCAUAAAUCACUACAGCACGUUAUACAUCAAGGACAACCCAAGUACUCUUGAAACGGAUACCAGGGAUGUUCUUGGAGACAUGGCAGCAACCCUUAUAUAUGGUGGAGAUAGUGGAAAUGGAUCCCUUCCAAUUGAGUUCCUGGUGAAUCCAAUGGGUCUCGAAAAGCUUCUUAACUAUUUAAAGGAAGAAUAUGGGAAUCCUCCUAUCUAUAUCCAUGAAAAUGGCCAACAACAACCACGUAAUGGAACUUUGAUGGACACCCCAAGGGUAGAGUACUUGCAUGCGUAUAUUGGUGCUUUAUUGGAUGCAAUAAGGAAUGGAUCAAACAUGAUGGGAUAUUUUGUCUGGUCCUUCUUUGAUCUCUUUGAGCUGUUGGAUGGCUAUAAUUCUGGUUUUGGUCUAUAUUAUGUUGAUCUGGAUGACAAAGAGUUGACUCGGUAUCCUAAGCUCUCUGCUUAUUGGUAUGCCGAUUUUUUGAAAGGAAAGAACAUGAGUGGCAUAAUUCUAAACUUGAAGGUAAAAAACUCUUUCUCUUCUUCACAUUAAUUAGCUUUUGCCUUUGGCGAUGUUGUAAUAUGAUAAUUAUUGGUUAUCAUACCCAUGCACUUAUAAUCGUUACCAAGUUGACGAUACUUGGCUAGAUUUUUGCAAUUUAAAUAACAUGUAAUAUUUUUUGGUGUAUAUGAACAAAUUUUGGUUUAUUUCCUAGUUUGGUGUUUAAAUUUCUUGUAAUGUCGAUAUAUAGGAGAAGGAAAGUGUAGCACCCGUCGUUAGGGAUUGUUUGAAAACACAGAGAAUAAAACCCC
Lactuca saligna is the source of this 1745-nucleotide messenger RNA. Lineage: Eukaryota; Viridiplantae; Streptophyta; Magnoliopsida; Asterales; Asteraceae. The record is from the annotation of a GenBank genome assembly.